Molecule: messenger RNA, 4706 nt
Organism: Pistacia vera
Lineage: Eukaryota; Viridiplantae; Streptophyta; Magnoliopsida; Sapindales; Anacardiaceae
Product: splicing factor 3B subunit 3
Exons: 15
Coding region: 146-4312 (1388 amino acids)
Biological process (GO): mRNA splicing, via spliceosome
Cellular component (GO): U2 snRNP; nucleus
Molecular function (GO): U2 snRNA binding; protein binding
Source: RefSeq, a predicted model, not a curated record
AGCAAGCUCGAAGCUCCAAUCUCGCCAUGAACCUUCUUCUCCAGCUGCCCUAGUACCUCCUCCUCCUUCUUUCUGUCUUCAAAUUCAAAUUCAAAAUCGAAUCUGACUAACUAACCGAUCCUAGCUCCUCCGUAACGGUCGAAUCAUGGCGGUUUCCGAGGAGGAGUGUUCGACAACCAAGUCGCGAUCGUCGCCGUCCUCCUCUUCGGUAGUCGCGCCUUCUAAAAACGUUCACUACCUCGCCAAGUGUGUUCUCAAAGGCAGCGUCAUCCUCCACGUCGCCUACGGCCACCUCCGCUCUCCUUCCUCAAACGACGUCGUUUUUGGCAAGGAGACAUCCAUAGAAUUGUUAAUAAUUGGUGAAGAUGGGAUUGCUCAAUCAGUUUGUGAGCAGGCUGUAUUUGGCACGAUUAAGGAUCUUGCUGUCAUUCCUUGGAAUAAGAAGUUCUAUCCACGAAAUCCACAGAUGCUGCAGAAAGAUCUUUUGGUUAUCAUCUCUGAUUCUGGGAAGCUCUCCUUUCUGACAUUUUGUAAUGAAAUGCACAGGUUUUUUCCGGUGGCGCAUGUUGAACUUUCUCAUCCAGGAAACUCAAGGCACCAGCUUGGAAGAAUGCUAGCUGUUGAUCCCAGCGGCUGUUUCAUUGCUGUUAGUGCAUAUGAAGAUAGAUUGGGUCUUUUCUCCCUUUCAAAAUCUUUGGGAAGUGAUAUCAUUGAUAAGAAAAUAUGCUAUCCUCCUGAAAUUGAAGAUGAUCCAAGUACUUCUAGAAGCAUCCAGAGCACUGGUAUAAAUGGUACCAUAUGGAGUAUGUGUUUUAUUUCAAAAGAUCCUAGCCAACCAAAUAAGGACCAUAAUACCGUACUAGCCAUUAUUCUGAAUAGGAGAGGAGCACUCCUGAAUGAGCUGCUGUUAUUGGGAUGGAAUAUUAGGGAUCAUGCUAUACAUGUUAUUUCAGAUUUCUUUGAAGCUGGGCCACUAGCACAUAACAUUGUUGAAGUUCCUCACUCUUAUGGAUUUGCCUUUCUGUUCAGGAUUGGUGAUGCUCUGUUAAUGGAUCUUAGAGAUCCUCAGAACCCAUGUUGUGUUUAUAGAACAAGCUUAAAUUUUUUGCCGCCUGCGGUGGAGGAACAACAUUUUGUUGAAGAGUCUUGUAAAGUACAUGAUGUUGAUGAUGAAGGUUUGUUUAAUGUUGCUGAGUCCUUACUGGAGCUGGGUGAUGAUCCAAUGUGUAUAGAUGGUGAUGUUGCUGACGUAAAAUCACCCUCCAAACAUGUGUGCUCGUGGAGUUGGGAACCAGAAAAUGAUAACAGUCCAAAGAUGAUAUUUUGUGUAGAUACCGGAGAGUUUUUUAUGAUUGAAAUUGCUUUUGAUUCUGAUGGCCUUAAAGUUAAUCUAUCAGAGUGUCUCUACAAAGGUCAACCAUGCAAAGAGCUUUUGUGGGUUGAAGGUGGUUUCCUGGCUGCACUUGUAGAAAUGGGGGAUGGAAUGGUCUUAAAAGUGGAAAAUGGAAGGCUAAUGCACAUGAGUCCCAUUCAAAACAUUGCACCAAUAUUGGAUAUGUCAGUUGUGGAUUACCAUGAUGAGAAACGUGAUCAAAUGUUUGCCUGUUGUGGAGUGGCACCAGAGGGAUCAUUAAGGAUUAUUCGUAGUGGUAUUAGUGUGGAAAAGCUAUUGAGAACUGCUCCUAUUUAUCAAGGCAUCACUGGUACUUGGACAUUGAGGAUGAAAGUGACUGAUCCUUAUCAUUCUUUUCUUGUACUGUCAUUUGUGGAAGAAACCAGGGUACUAUCAGUUGGUUUAAGCUUUACUGAUGUGACUGACUCCGUCGGGUUCCUGCCUGAUGUCUGUACUUUGGCAUGUGGCCUUGUUCAUGAUGGUUUGCUGAUCCAAAUUUACCAAAAUGCAGUCAGGCUUUGUUUACCAACCCAGGUUGCCCAUUCUGAAGGUAUCCCUCAGUCAAGUCCAGUGUGCACAUCUUGGUUCCCAGAUUACAUAAGUAUCAGCUUGGGGGCAGUUGCAGAUAAUCUAAUCAUUGUUUCUACUUCUAAUCCAUGCUUCCUAUAUAUUCUUGGGGUCAGAUCAGUCUCAGAAUAUCAUUACGAAAUAUAUGAAAUGCAGCAUUUGAGAUUGCAAAGUGAGUUAUCAUGUAUUUCCAUACCUCAAAAACGUCUCGCUGAAAGGAAAUCAAGUUCUCACAUCAGUCUGGUUGACAAUAGCACAGUUGCUGCCCUUCCUGUUGGAGUUGACAUUGGUUAUACCUUUGUUAUUGGCACACAUAGGCCCUCAGUGGAAAUUCUGUCAUUUGUACCUGAAGAAGGCCUAAGAGUACUUGCUUCUGGGAAAAUUUCUUUGACAAAUACUAUGGGAACUGCUAUCAGUGGCUGCAUUCCUCAAGAUGUGAGGCUUGUAUUAGUUGACCAGUUUUAUGUUCUUGCAGGUUUGAGGAAUGGUAUGCUCCUUCGGUUUGAGUGGCCUCCUGCCUCAAAUAUGUCUUCACCUAAAUUACCUAGUCAUAGUCCUAUUAGUGCUUCUUUGAUAAAUGCAAAUACAGUGACUGUGAAUUCUUUUGGCUCACAAAUAUGUUCUGUUAAUUUAUCUGAGAAGACUAUGGAUGUACUUCCAGUUAAUCUUCAAUUGAUUGCAACCCGUCGCAUUGGCAUUACUCCUGUUUUCCUUGUUCCCCUGAGUGAUUCAUUUGAUGCAGACAUGAUUGCUCUCAGUGACAGACCAUGGUUGUUACAAACUGCGAGGCACAGCCUUGCUUAUACUUCUAUCUCAUUUCAACCUUCAACUCAUGCGACUCCUGUAUGUUCAGCUGAAUGCCCUAAAGGAAUUUUAUUUGUUUCAGAGAACAGUUUAAAUUUGGUGGAGAUGGUGCACAGUAAGAGGCUUAAUGUGCAGAAAUUUCAUCUUGGAGGCACUCCGAGGAAGGUCCUUUAUCAUAGUGAAAGCAGGUUAUUGGUUGUGAUGAGGACUGAAUUGAGUAGUGAUACUUGUUCAUCUGAUAUAUGUUGUGUAGAUCCCCUCAGUGGGACUGUAAUAUCAUCACAGAAACUUCAGCCCGGAGAAACAGGAAAAUCCAUGGAGUUACUGAGGGUUGGAAAAGAACAGGUUGUGGUGGUUGGAACCAGUCUGUCUUCUGGUCCAGCUAUAAUGCCCAGCGGUGAAGCUGAAAGUACCAAGGGCCGUCUCAUUGUUUUCUGUAUUGACCGCAUGCAAAAUUCAGAUAGUGGUUCAGUGACAAUUUGUUCAAAGGUUGGGCUAUCUUCUCAACGAACUUCACCAUUUCAGGAAAUUGUUGGAUAUGCCACAGAGCAAAUGUCCAGCAGUAGUCUCUGCAGUAGCCCAGAUGAUGCUAGCUGUGAUGGAGUUAAACUUGAAGAAUCUGAAGCAUGGUACCUGCGACAAGCUUACUCAACCGCAUGGCCAGGAAUGGUACUUGCAAUUUGUCCAUAUCUUGGUCGUUACUUCUUGGCAUCUGCUGGUAAUGCUUUCUAUGUGUGUGGUUUUCCAAUUGAUAAUUCCCUGAGGAUAAAAAAGUUCGCUAUAGGAAGGACACGUUUUAUGAUAAUGUCAUUGACUGCUCAUUUUACUAGAAUUGCUGUGGGAGAUUGCCGUGAUGGCGUCCUUUUUUAUUCGUAUCAUGAGCAAUCCAAGAAACUGGAGCAAAUAUACUGUGAUCCAUCACAGAGGUUAGUUGCUGAUUGUAUUCUUAUGGACGUUGAUACAGCUGUUGUUUCAGAUCGUAAGGGGAGCAUUGCUGUUCUGUCAUGUUCAGAUCGUCGGGAAGACAAUGCAAGUCCAGAAUCCAACUUAACUCUGAGUUGUGGAUAUCAUAUGGGUGAGAUAGCCAUGAGCAUCAGGAAGGGGACAUUUAUACACAAACUGCCAGCUGAUGAUGCCUUGGGGGAAUGUCCUAGUCCCAAUACAAAUGUUGACUCUUCACACAACACUAUUAUAGCCAGUACGCUUUUAGGAAGCAUAAUAAUAUUCAUUCCUUUAUCAAGGGAAGAAUAUGAACUCUUAGAAGCGGUACAAGCUAAACUUGUGGUCCAUCCAUUAACUGCACCUAUGCUUGGAAACGACCAUAACGAGUUUCGUAGUCGUGAAAAUCCGGUUGGAACACCAAAGAUACUAGAUGGCGACAUGCUAGCGCAAUUUUUGGAGCUUACAAGUAAACAACAAGAGGCUGUGUUGUCACUACCUCUCGGCUCUCUAGAUACUAAAUCUAGUUCAAAACUGUCUCCCUCUUCACCUAUCCCUGUUAGUCAGGUUGUGCAACUCCUUGAGCGGGUUCAUUACGCCCUGAAUUGAUUAUAUCCUGUUCAUCUCUCGAAUUUCUGGUUCACAAGCUCAGGAUAUUGAAGCAUCUAACUGAGAAAGUAUAAGCAUAUGCAUACCAAGCAACGAGGAUGGUACAUUCACUAGCUGCAUUUUGCCUGAACAAUGAAAUUGCAAACGCUAACCAUCCGAAUGGCUGCUUCUGGUUAACAUACUAACUUGAUUGUGAAAUCACAACCGUUGGUACACCUCCGAGCUUACAAUCAUACCAUCGGAACCAUUGUUAUUUGGUCAACCACCUUGUCCCGUCCACGCCGACUACAUUAAAAUUUCUCAUGCAAAUACCAGGUAAAGUUACCAUAUUCCUUCUAAUGUAAAUAAUACCCGUCUUGUAUCAUAUUAUAGUAUGAAAGAUGGAAAUAUUGUA